Camellia sinensis is the source of this 1316-nucleotide messenger RNA. RefSeq lists its product as uncharacterized. Gene Ontology annotation, molecular function: protein dimerization activity; DNA-binding transcription factor activity. Gene Ontology annotation, biological process: regulation of DNA-templated transcription. Lineage: Eukaryota; Viridiplantae; Streptophyta; Magnoliopsida; Ericales; Theaceae. The record is from RefSeq and is a predicted model, not a curated record.
GAUAGUCUAUUCCCGAUAUCACUAUAUAUUUUAUUCUCACUCUUUUCCUUCUCUCCUAACCCUAAUAUUUCUCUUCCUUCUCUGCACAUUCUGAUAAAACUCUUAGUCUAGACACCCUUUCUCUUUACCUUACCCAUCCCUCUGCACAUCAGUUUUUUUUUUUUUUUUUCCUCUCUCAGUUCUCAGCUUUUAAAACACUUCUGGGUCUCUUCUCCAUUUCCCAAUAACACUUCUCUUUUUUAGUGUUCUACUAUAAAAGGAGUGUGUGAUAAAAAAUAAACCAUGGACAUUGACCUCUUAAAGUCUCCAUCUGAAGAUCAAAUUGACAUGAUCAUGAUGUUGCAGAUGGACAAGCUCCAUGUUCCCGAUUUCUGCGGAGGUUACAGCGACGUCGGCGAUCAGAUGUCGCGAACGUCGCUGGAAUUUCCUACAGUACUAGGGAGUAGUAGUAGCAGUAGCAAUGUCAGAACCGCGACGCAAAUGAUCGAAAAUCCACAUGUUUCGCCUUCAUUCAUGAACCCACCAUCCACCACCCUAUCGUUUGGCGGUGGCGGAGGAGUUCAAGAACCGGCGGAGCUUCCUUUCUUGUCGAAUUCGGGGAGGUGGAGAGGAGGCGGCGGCGGUGAGUUUCCUUUUCCGGCAACUACACAGUCACAGAAGCGGAAUUCGAUGGCGGCGAUGAGGGAGAUGAUAUUUAGGAUAGCGGCGAUGCAGCCGAUCCACAUUGACCCGGAAUCGGUGAAGCCGCCGAAGCGGAGGAACGUGAAGAUUUCGAAGGACCCGCAGAGCGUGGCGGCGCGUCACCGCAGAGAGAAGAUAAGCGAGAGAAUCAGAAUUCUUCAGAGGCUGGUACCAGGAGGGACUAAAAUGGACACUGCGUCUAUGUUAGAUGAAGCAAUUCACUACGUGAAGUUCUUGAAGACCCAAGUGCAGUCGCUCGAGCGAGCGGCGACAAAUAGGCCGCCGCCGCCGACGACCGGGAUAGGGUUUCCGGUGUCGGUGUCGAACGGAAUCUAUCUUCCUGGGGUGAAAGGUUACCAAACUGCUCAAAGUCUUGAGCAAUAUUCUGAUGCUUAGUUGAAAGAGAGAGAGAAUUAAAAGAAAUUAGAUCUUUGUUUUUAGUAUAAAAUGCAUUGUCUCUAGAGAUGCAGAGUUUGGGGGGUUGUAAAGUGAAGAGAUUGUCUAAUUAUUGUUUGUUAUCGUAUUGUAGUAACUUUUUUUUUGUUUUUUUCCUCAUCACUUGUGAAUGUUAUGUAUGGUGUAUUGCUAGAAAAUAAUUGCAACCAGUGAAUGGAGAACCCAAACUGUUCAAAGCC